AUGAACGAAACACGAAAAAGAACACACCAUCCGGACGGUUCUGGCCACACUUCGCUUGCCAAGCGGCAUCGGUCAGAUGAUGGCAACAACAAUUCGGCAGCGGCUGAAGUUGGUAUGGUUUCUGGGACGUCGAUGGAAUCACCCGAGAUGCUACGCAAUGGGAAGGUGCUGAAGAUAGUGCUUAAGAAUUUCAUGUGCCACCGACAUUUGGCGGUAGAGUUUAACAAGCGUGCCAACCUGUUGGUCGGUAAGAAUGGGAGCGGAAAGAGUGCCAUACUGGCGGCCUUGACAAUAGGACUCGGUUGCAACGCAGGACAAACGAACCGGUGCAACAGUUUGAAGGAUUUGAUUAAACACGGCGAAUCACAGGCGGUGAUAGAAAUCCAUCUCGAAAACACAUGCUUUGACGCGUACGAACGGGAACGCUUUGGAUCGCGAAUCAUUUGCGAGCGCACAAUACAGGCGUCUGGCGGUGGAACGUACAAGCUGAAGAACGAAAAUGGAUACGUUGUAACGACGAGUCGUGCCGAGUUGCUGAAGGUAUUGCUUGCGUUCAACAUCCAGGUCGACAAUCCUAUCUGCGUGCUGAACCAAGAUUUGGCCCGUUCGCUGCUGAAAGAUUCGGACGAGAGCAAACAGUACACGUUUUUCUCGAAAGCGACCCAGAUUGAUAGCAUCAAGCAGAAGCUGAACGAAUGCGCUACGAUCGCGAAACAGGCCCGCAACGUGCUGUCGGUGAAGGAGAAGAGCCUACAGUAUCUUACCAGCGAGAUUGAUGUGUUGGAGAAGAAGAAGCACAAUCUCGAAUCGGCCGGUAAGUUGGGCGAACUGAUGAAGGAGCUGCAGGCCCAUCUGGCCUGGCGCAAUGUGCUCGAUCAGGAGACACAGUUGGCGGCGGUGGAUGACGAGCUAAAAAAGUUACGAUCGUCGAUCGAAGAGCAGGAACAUCGCAUCAGCAACCGAGAAUCGCUGGUCGCCGAUACGGAGCGAAUGAUUGAAUCGCACCGGAUCGAUAUCGAGGGUAAGAAGACCGAGUAUGUUGCGCUGAAGGAAGCGUACACGACCGUUCGCGUGGCACUGCAGGAUGCGAUGACGAAACAGGCUGUUGUUGAACGGUGCAUAAGAAAUAACACGGACCGCAUCGCUAGGCUGCAGGGGGAUAUAAACCAAAUUGAGCAAGACUUGCAGCGACGGGAGGACGGUGGUCUCAGCCAAGUAGAAGCAAAAAAGAAACAGGUGGAGUCGGAAAAGGCACAACUUCACGAGCGAAACGCAGAGCUAACGUCUAUGAUAAAGAAUACGCAGCGUGAGGUGGACAUUAUGCACGACACGGUCGCAAACAUGAAGGAUGUGCGGGAAGAAAAGCUUCACGAACGGUUAGCAAAGCAAAACGAAGCGUCCCGCAUGGACAAGCAGCUGGAGCAAUUCGAAUCGGCCCCGCGCAGUAAGCUGGCAGUGUACGGUGCCAACAUGCCCGCCCUGGACGCUCGUAUCCGGCAGCUGCACCAGCAGGGCAAAUUUUCCGAACUGCCGCGCGGCCCACUGGGCCAGUACAUUGAGGUUCGGGACAAAAAGUGGAGUGGUAUCGUUGAGACCGCGCUCGGCGGCUGUCUGUCGGCGUUCUUUGUCUCGACGCAGGACGACUUUCGCACGCUGGAUGCGUUGCUGAAGCGCGAGUUUCCCGACCUGCAGAAACGAACUAUUUUAACCGGUCGGUUCGUGAAGGAGCUGUACGAUGUGCGUCAGGGUUGUGUGCAGGAGCAGGACGGGACGCAUUUGCUGAUGAACCUGAUCAAGGUAAAAGACCCGGUCGUGAUGAACCGGUUGAUCGAUAGUGCCUCGAUCGAUACGAUACUCGUGUCGGAACAUCAGAGCACGGCGAUACAGUUAACGAGCGAGAUCGAGAAUGUGCCGCGCCGUCUAAGCAAGGUGAUCGUGGCCGAACCCUGCUCGGAGUUCUUUCCCCAGCCCAAAUAUCGAUCGUACGGGUUGCAGCAGAAACCACCGCGCUAUCUGCAGGUCAGCAUGGACGAGCUGAAGCGCCAGACACAGACGCGCAAAGAACAGCUGCAACGGGAGGUGUUCGAACUGAACGCGAUGUUCGAAAAGGAGAACGAACGGCUGCAGGAGAUGUUGAUGAAGCUGCAGAAGCAGCAGCAGCGCAAAGAUAAGCUGCAGCGUGAGCUGCUAACGAACGAGCAGAAGCUGCAGCAGCUUGAUGCUCUGGUUUUUGAGGGCGAAACGGAGGAGGCAACCUUGAAAGCGGAACUAGAAUAUUUGCGAUCAUCCAUCAAUAAACUGGAGAGUGAUAUAAAGGCGGAAGAAACCAAGCUGGACACGAUACGUGAAACGGUGAAGCUGCAGGAGCAGACAGCGCAGGGCAAGAAGCGGGAAAUGGCUGCAAUAGAGGAGGAAAUAGCACGCAUCCAAGGCCGUAUCGAUGAGGAGCAAAAGAAACGACACGAUCUGCAGACAAGCCACAAGGUGAAGCAGCAGGCACUGGAACGUGCCAUGGCAAAUGUUCGCGAACGGCAGCAAACGCGUGUAGCGCUGAAUGCGUCGGUGGAACAAGCGCGACAGGACGCUCUCGGCAAGGGCGAACGACCCGCCAACGAAGAACAGAUCGGAUCGGUGGAGCAGCUUAAAAAGAAAAUCCAUACCACCGAUAAACAUAUCAGACAGGUGAAUGCAACCCAGGACAAGCUGGAGGACGUGCAGGAGGAACUUGAAAGCAAAAUACGCGAGCGGGAUGAAGUGGUCCGAUACUCGACGGCACUCCGCAACAUAACGUCGCUCAUGAACGAUAUACGCAAAUCGCGCUACAACUACUUAUGUCAUCUAACAUCGCACAUGUCGCUACGUGUGAAACAUAAGUUUAUGCGAAUAAUGCAGAUUCGGAACUACGUUGGCACGAUUCGGUUCGAUCAGGAACAGUGUACGCUCGCGCUUUCGGUGGUGCCGCGGGACAGCAACAUCCAGAAUGCCGUAUCGACCACCAAAUCGCUGUCCGGCGGUGAACGUUCGUACGCCACCGUCGCGUUUCUGAUUUCGCUCUGGUCGUGCGUGGACACACCGUUCUUUUUCCUGGACGAGUACGACGUGUUUACCGAUCAGGUUAACCGGCACACGAUCACGCGCCUGCUGCUGAACGAAGCGAACAAAAAACCGGACCGUCAGUUCUGUUUCCUUACACCGCAGGAUAUGAGCGACGUGAAGGCAACGGAACAUCUAACUAUUCAUCGAAUGGAAGAUCCACAACGGUGCUGA
Anopheles marshallii is the source of this 3267-nucleotide messenger RNA. RefSeq names its product structural maintenance of chromosomes protein 6 (gene SMC6). Gene Ontology annotation, cellular component: nucleus; Smc5-Smc6 complex; site of double-strand break. Gene Ontology annotation, molecular function: single-stranded DNA binding; damaged DNA binding. Gene Ontology annotation, biological process: double-strand break repair via homologous recombination. The record is from RefSeq and is a predicted model, not a curated record. Lineage: Eukaryota; Metazoa; Arthropoda; Insecta; Diptera; Culicidae. The transcript is spliced from 6 exons. The coding region runs from base 1 to 3267 and encodes 1088 amino acids.